AGCACGAGAUUAGCGGUUGCUAAGUGUUUUUCUCCUACCAGCCUGCUCGCAUAUGCCGUAGAUGUCUUUAAAUUUCCAGCCAUAUCAUGAAUACAGAUCCUUGGGACAGCUGAUGGUAAUUGCAGUUCGCUAAGGAUCGUGAAGGACGUACGUGUAACUUGUGAGUAUUAGGAUGUCGUUUAGCGGUGUCGAGGGAAGUCAUUUCUUCGACGGAUCUAUUUGAAAUAUUGGCAGCUAGUCAAUUUUGCAGUCCCCAAGUAAUAGCGCUUUACUAAGUGGGGAUAUAGUUGGGAUUAUGUUUCCGAAACUCGUCCAUCGGGUUACGCCUUUAUUGUAUGGGUGUAGUUCCGCUGACGGGCUUAUGGGCUAAUGCGCGGGAGUGAAAGAAGACCAUAUAUCGAAUUGAGAAAUAUAAAAAUAGCACAUAACCUUUUUAUAUGCAUUUAAAAACACAAUCGGCAGUACUUUUAUGGCAGGAAGAACAUAUCCUGGCUAAGCCUACCGGAUUUGGGGGGUGUCGUCUGUGAAAGUCACAGGAGAGUUCAAUCAUAUCAUAUACAUUAGGUUAGCACCUCAGUGGGUUAUAGUCCAGGCCAUGUACGUACAGAUUGGGGGUGUCCGCCCCCUCCCCGGGUCACGUUCUAGGCGAUGCUGACCUCAGCUUCUGCCGCCCUGCCUACUGUCAAAAAUUGCGAAUCAUCUUGAAGAAACUCGCGGCAAAAUUUGUAUAAGUUUCACAUGGCAUUCCGCGUCCAUCCUUGUUUCAUCCGUUAUUCUCUGUUCUUUCUGUUAAAAUCAUUCGUUCUUUUCCGUUUAUUUCUCAUUCCACUUUUCUGAAUAUGCAGCUGAAAUACCCCAAAUACCAUUCAAUGACAAGGCAAUUUUGCUGUGACGGUCAUCCCAGUUGACGGUAACCGCGCGUAAACAGUCGAGGUACAGCGUUUAACGACGAUAAAACAUGCGACACGGCACAGAAAAAUAACUCAAAAGCGUAUACUUGCGUCGGAAGGGCCGCGUUCGCCGAAGGUCUAAAUCUCAACGAGGGCAUAGAAAAAACACUCACAAAACUUGGACCCCACCGCACCAAACGUAGGCAUGCAAAAAUGACGUCUAUGCGGCUCUGAUAACUUAUUCUUUCAAAAACGGGGCGUCCCCUAAACAAACAAACAACAACAAAAAAUACAAGAGCAAACAUGCGUACAUUGCGUGAUCAUUCUUCGUCGUGAGUAAUUACCUGCUUGACAUGGCCCUGUCGGGCCAGUCAAGCAGGGUGGGCCAACCAAAAUCGAUGUCGGCCCGGCCCACAGCGCACUGAAUAGACGGCCCGACCCCGGUCCAGCCGACCCACGCUCCGUGCACAGCUCUACUACACAAUGAUUAUUCCUUGGAACAGGUCAAACUAACUGAACUAAAACUGAAACCAACAAAAAGGCGGGACUGCUCGCGCGGCAGUUUGUACAGCCGAAACUGAACCCCCCGCUCAACGACACUGAAAACUUAAAAACCAAUAACGUAUCUCUUGCCAAACGCGGAAAGUGUUCAAAUAACGUUACAGGGCAAUUAGACGGCGAAGAAGCACGCUAACGUAAACCAAAACCUACUCAUUCCAGUCACAACCUAUUAUAGAGUUAGAAAACUGCGUAUUCCUAGUAUGUCGCGAUAAAAUGAGCUACGAACCAGCAAAUCGAAGUGUUCUGCUCUACACAAGGCAAAUUAAUGUCCUGCGAAAUGUUAACUUCGCGCGGGAAGGAGCAUAACACAAACGCAUACACUUCGGUUGGAUAUUGCAACCUGUAAAAUGCAGUAAACAAUACCUCAGACAUCGCUACUUUAUGCUCAUGUUAACAAUACAGAGUCAUGCUUACCUUUGAAGACAAAAAAAGCAGAAGAUGUAGCAGCGGGAAGCACAAACAAAACGACGCGUUCCUAUUUCGCCAGUUGUUCAUAGAUGAGCCGACACAGUGUUGCUGCUUUGCCGGUGUUCGUCGGCGUUUCUACGCUGAUCCCAACUGGUAAACAGCGGCGCGGAGCGUCGAAAAUGGCCGAAAGUGCGCUAUUCCCGGAAAGUUCCGUUAAAUUAGGAUAACGUAAGCGACCCGUAAAAUUUUACAGUAACGAGUCAAGUAAUUCUUCCGUUUUUUAGAAAAAAUUCUUAGAGUGUAGAAUACCAUCAUCGUAACCACUAGGCCACGGGAGCUGAUGAAUCAUCGUGACAUAUCAUGAUCAGCAGGACAUAGGCUUUUAGCAUUAAGUAUCAAUAAGGCCAGUAGGAAAAGUCGUUGUGUCAUUGGGGAACCGAAGACGUGGGGUCUCCGAAUUCGCCUAAAACCGAUUAGAGCCUUUUUCGAAAGGGUCAAACAACCUACUCAGAAAAUAGUUCACCUCGAGGAGUGUGUGAUGAACCGAGUCUCGCGUACAAAAAGGCCAAGCGGUAGCACCUCGCCAAAAGGAAAGCGGUGCCUGAGGAGAAUAGGACUGCAUCCCGCGAGGGUAUUUGCAAACAUGUGCAGCUUGACGAGAUGUCAUUUGGAGCGAUUGGGAUCGGAGUCACUAUAGAGGGACAAGGUGAAGGAGCUGGGGAAACACGCCACUCCGGUUCCUAAUGCUGUUCAAAAGGGUCAUGUCAUAUACUUUGGUAUGGUGUCAUUCCCCCCCCCCCCACCCGAAAUGAAAAUCCAGGGAACAUUCCUGUUAUGUGCUGUUUAUCCAAGGAAGUUUUCCAUGGGAGCGAGAGCGCAAGGUAGGAUAAGCCGAACUAGCUGUUGUAAUACGUUAUUUAGUUUCAGCACAGGAUGACAGGUGAACACUUAAACGAAGUGGAGCGGACGUGUAGUGGAGAGAAGUGGUGCACAUUACUUCACAGUAUAUUUUCCAGAUAUGCUUGUUCUCGUCCAUGGCACCAACUUUGACACGCAACACCUUGAAGCGUCAGACAUCUGAACGGUGAGCUGUAUUAGAUGUUACGUCACCACGUCUGGUAAGUGCCUAGUCUCUAUACAGCAUUCCGGGGUAAGUAAUCGGACAGCGCUUUGCUAUUCUUCCAGGACAGUUUUAGUUUUAUUUUUAUUCCACGAUCUACUGCUUUACUUGUUUUCGUUUUGUUUUUUUCUUUCUUGUUUUCAGUCAUGCUGUGCUCUUGCUUCUGCUUCAAAGUCACUUCUGUACAAAAUUUUCCUAAUAAACGAUUCUAAACACACGUCUCUGACGUAGUUAUCCUAUCACAUUACCUCACCAAUACUUUCACUCGUGGAAACCAUUGCGCGAUAGUUUUUAGUGCUAAACAUCAUUUUCAGAGCCUCUGACUCCAAUUUUCUGUGUGCGUAAUGCUGUGUUGGGCCGCAUACCCACAUGCGGGCAAUGUCUGCGGUAUAACGCGAACCCGGCGCGGUAAACCGUUGCCGCGAGCAUUUAUAUGUCAAAGGGUCCAACGAGCUGGAGGAUCCACCGCUGCAUCCUUCCGUUCGUUGUAUAGUUUGACACGUUGGAUCUUCCAGCACGUUUGGACCCUCCUGCUCGUUGUAUACUCCAACACGAUGGAUCUUUCAGUACGUCCGGAUCCUUUAGCUCUUUGGAAACUUCUUCACGCGUUCCCCUAUACUUUGCGGGAAAGAUUAAUACCGCAAUCGCCCCCGGCGAAUUGACUCCCCGCCCAUUAGCCUGAAAUAAAGUUGUUUUUGUUAAUACCGCAAUAAACAGAUGGCCGAAAAACAUUGCGCGGGUGCGGUUGGGGACUAUACUAUGCAUCGGUUGUAUGCACAUCACUGCGAACGGAAAGCGCGGAUACGCACGGAGCCGUAAAUCAAAAUGAACGGUAGCAUUCGUGUGUGUUAUUCAUACCUGGCUGAAUGUAAUUAAUUUACAAGGAAUGUAAUUGAGGAAUGCCAUUGCACGGCCACUACUGCCAGCCAGCCUCAUGAGACUUUGAGGCUCUUUUUCUCACUUUACUUCUAUGGAGUUCUCCGUCAGCAGUUAGUCAGAGCUGGGGUAGCAAUACUUCCAGUGAGUUUCCUCGUGGGUCAGUGAAAUGACGAUUCGAUGAUACCGCGCUCCGCUUAGAACCGUGGCCCGCCGUCAUACUGACUUUGAUAUCUUGCCGGACGUUGGUGUCACAAUCUGAAAAGCGGACGUCAACGGCCGACAACGCUUCGUCGUAUGCCUGACGGGGCCGCUUUCGCUUUCCGUCCGAACUUCGUACGGAUACCUGUUGCCCAGAACUUGAGAAGCUGUAGCAUCCUGUUGUGGUGUGCAGCUGUGCGGUGUCCUCGGAUUGUCAGGGUCCGUAACCAACACAGGUGGGCAACCGGGCGUCGCACUCCUCCCUUUCUGGCAGAUUUGCUGGCCUUGUAGUAUGCUAUGCACCGAUAGUAGCUGAUUGAAGGGUCUCUCGGAUGCUUCGAUUUGAACGAAAACUCCAGUACAGAAUUCGUCCACCUCCUGCAUUGGUACUGAAUGAUGUCGUGGGUCCUAUUGUGGGAGGGCUAAUACGUCGGGGUACUCCAGUUGGAAUUCAUACAGAAACGGUAGAUGCGCACAAGCCGACCACCACAACCAAAUUAAGCAGAAGGGCAAUGGUCGUAAGUUGUUUAGCCGAUGAAUCGUCUUCAAACAAUGGAGUCGACGCGUGUGACCUGCGUAGGUGGCAUGUCAGACAUUCGGGAGGAAAUAUUCCAAAGGGCAGAGGGGCCGACAUUGUGAAGAACUAUUGAACUCCAAAAGGUAUAGGCUCUCGCAUGGCCUGGCACUAACGAUGUCUAUUUCAUGAGGGACGAAACCUCUAAGUAAAUUUUGUUACGUUGUGUCGGAGCUCUCAACUUUACCAUUUAUUAUUGUUGUUCUCUAUCAUUGGAUCCUUCGUCUCGCAUUGUAUCCUUCCUCCCGUUGGAUCCUUGUUCCCGUUGGAUCUUCCGUCUCUGCUUGGACCCAAGUUCAGGUUGGAUACUUGUUCACGGCGUCACGUGACCCGAUUGGAUCCUCCUUCUCGUUGGACCCUUACGCUCGUUGGACCCUCGAGCCACAAGCAGCCGCGAGCUAGAGUAGAAGGUCGAGUCGAGGCCCUGGCGAUGGAACUCCCCACUCAUCAUCAUUUAAAUAAAGUUGUUGUUGUUAUUGUCUUGCCGCGGGGUGGGAAAAAGCCGCUAUUCGUUGAUAGCGCAUCGCAAGAUUUUUAGCGGCAUGCUACACAUUUUCGACCAAUCGGACGCGGUCCAGCGGAGACGGCAUGAAUGCACACGGCAUGCUGAAGGCGAUUCCGCACGUCGCAUCUCUGCCGCAUGUGGGUACGGGCCCUUACGAGACGUUCGCAGGGAGAUAGGACAGAAAUAUCAAAUCACACGAACUCCUAAACAAUGCCCGCUUGUCGGGAUUUAAUUACGUAACUACUGAAAACGUACGUUUUGGGAGUAAUGCACAGGCAAAAAGUAUCCGCAAUAUUAACAAGGGUUCAAGCUUGUUUAAGUAUUGACCGUCAUUUCCGAUGUCAAUAUCUCAGAUUACCUAAUUCUCGUCGAGUAAAUAUUACGUGCGCUCCUUUGCAAGGGAGUGUGUUACUCACAGCACAAGGUGCCAGAGGUUCUACGCGAUUACCGCAUCUGUUGCCAUGCAAAGGUGUAUAAUCUAUCUGUCUUCUCAGAUACAGGCUACAGGGGCACAAGUAAAAAGUUAACGACGCUGAGUUCCACGAUGCUAUCAGCCAUCACCGGAGUAAACCCGCAUACAGCCAUUACGGACAAGACAAUCAGUGUGCCCUACAGAACGAUACGCCCACGUCCACGGAAUAUUCUGGUGUGCGUGAUCGGAGACCCAAGUCUGACCACCGACACUGUAGUUCCACCCGCGGGCCUGUGUACCUUCUAUUUCUACCGUCCAGUGGAGACGCCUACACCGUUUGCCCAAAGCUCCUUUGGCUGGCAAUGGAUUCUGAAGCUCGCCAGCGACCACCCUGCUGCCAGCAAGUAUGGAGUUGAUAUCAGUGAAAGGCAUGUCAAUCUUUGGAACACACAUCUCUUGAACCAGGCGGACAGGAAUGUAAUUAGCACAUACAAGUCAUCCGGGGUUGUCAGCUACUCAGUUUUUGACACGAUGCUUGCAUGCGAUCGAACGCAUGAUGCCACAACGGACAUCAUCAAAGUCCUCAAGGCCUUGCACGGCAUACCAGGAUCGCCCUCCCCCCAAGCAGGCCAAGAUACCCUCGACGUUUUAAUGAUAGGUGUUUCACCAUUACGUUCUGCUGCAAAGACGUGUGGUCAGAUUUUGAGGGACCACGUUCUUCGGCUCGUCAGAAAACUGAAUCCGUACGCGGUAUUGUUUAGAAGUACAUACAUGGCGCCACCGGAUUGCAUGCAACCAGCCUGCACGCCUAUCUGCAAGCUCCCUGGGAUGUCGAUCUGGAACGGUAGCGAGAUUGAUGACCAGCCAUCUAUGGUGGACGCACUGGAAUUCAAGGGUAGCGUCUUCUUGCCGUCAAGUACGCUAUCUAUGCUUUCAUUCAGCCCACGAGGGCGCAUGAUACGGAUGCCAGGAUGCUACCUAUGUGAGUGGAGUGAAGGCCAACGCAACAUACCCCAGUGCACGCAAGCCUACAGCAUGAGAACUGCUUCAUAUGUUUGUAGAGGCGGCUACAGACACUGUGAGCUUAACACGUAUGCCAUUCAGCACUCAAAGGACAUCCACGGGGUGCAAGAACUCUCGCGCAGCAUUAAUUUUACUAGGAUACUCGCAUACGAAACCAACGCAACGCUAACGUUUAAGAUGUGCAACGCAGCAAAACAAUUUGGCUUCGACGGAAGCUGGGUUAUCUUCGACAUGGAAUACCUAGAUACGACGAAUGUCUGCAGCGACCAGGUCUUUGCUGACAGCUUCGCCAUCGUGCAUUGGGUUAAGAAACACAUGGAAAGUAACUUCUACACGUGCGACGGAAUUUGGUCGUCUUCACUCACCGAAUUUCAUGACUCGAUCACUUGUGGAAGGCCUGGAAGAUGAUUGUGGAUAUAUGGAUACAAAUUUGAUAGAAAACGAUGCUGCUUGCUUA
This is a messenger RNA of Ornithodoros turicata, 7027 nucleotides long. RefSeq lists its product as uncharacterized. The transcript is spliced from 9 exons. The record is from RefSeq and is a predicted model, not a curated record. Lineage: Eukaryota; Metazoa; Arthropoda; Arachnida; Ixodida; Argasidae. Bases 5680 to 6978 code for a protein of 432 amino acids.